Vespula vulgaris is the source of this 3506-nucleotide messenger RNA. Its product is annotated as serine protease inhibitor 88Ea-like. Gene Ontology annotation, molecular function: serine-type endopeptidase inhibitor activity. The transcript has 4 exons. NCBI's taxonomy places the organism in Eukaryota, Metazoa, Arthropoda, Insecta, Hymenoptera, Vespidae. The coding region runs from base 1431 to 2789 and encodes 452 amino acids. The record is from RefSeq and is a predicted model, not a curated record.
UGCGUUAUCAAAAAAUGGUCACAGAUGAAAUUACAUCGAGCAUCAAUUUUUGAUAGGCUAUAAUUAUCGAAUCGAUAAUGAAAAUCAAUCAUGUUCUUUAAUCGAACUCAUUGAUUUCAUCGCAUCGUCGUUCAAACGGAAUAACUCGCGUCAAAACUUCGUCGUCGAUAUAAUUUCACGCUUCACAAUUAUUACGCGAGUUGGACAUUGAAAGAUCGUAUUGUUGCCAUCUAUUCUUAUGUAACACCGAAACAACGCAUAUCGAGAAAUAGAAUAAAAAUGAAAACGUUUCUAUGGAUCAGCUAUAUUCUACAUGGAAUGCAACUGAGAAUAUAUAAAAGACAGUUCUAUCGUUUCGAUAUAAGAAAAUUUAUUGAUCGUAAAUUAGAAGGUAAUGACGAAAAUGGAAAGUCCCGGCUCGGCAUUGUUCGACAAACAAAACGAUCCCACCGAUGAUAUAAUCGAUGAUAAACCCUAAUUCCUCGUUGGUUUAAUUAGAUCGAAAAGAGAUUCGAUUUUUAAACAAUGCAUCCAAAAAGAAAAUAUAACGUCGUUCCCGAUCGGACGUCUAUCUCUACGUACGAAAAAAUGAACGAAUGAAUUCGAAUCGAUCAGAUUUAUCACUGCCGAGAUCAUUUUUAUUAUUUCGAAUUUAAUCUCCCGAAGAUCCGAGUCAACGUUUAUCUCUCGAGACUUUGUUCGAGAGUUCAUCUGCAAGAAAAUGAAACGCUUUAAAAGGGUCGCCGAGUUUCGCGCUUUCUCCGCUUAAGGCCAGUCUCUUAAAAGUGAAUGCUCCUCGAUAGAAAGGAAGAAGAACGACGAGUCUGGCAAAAAGAAGAUAUGUAUAUUUAUAUGUACGAAGAAAAAGUAAAUCGAUACAGAAGAUAAUCAAACGUCGAAGGUCACAACAAUCGUACGUUGUAACACGAGAUUGCUCUUUCGUUCGAAUGAAGAGAUUAAUACGUCUAUAUUGGUCGUUAUCUGCAAGCAGAUAACAAAGAACAAACGAAUAAAUCGAUCGAUUUUUCGCGCGAAAAAUCGCAUCGGUAGAAAUACCGUUUGUUCCAAAGGAAGAAUUUCCUAACAAGAAAACGAUUACGAUGCCGGGCAUUUCCAACGUUCAGGAAGUAGUCGUAAAUACGCGAAGAUCGUAGUAGGUUGAAGAAAAGAAGUGGGAUAUAAAAAGAGAGAAAGACGAGUCGUUCGAAUGGUUAUAGUCGAUGGAAGUAUGACGAACGUCGACGCUUCGACUUCUUGGUGGGGUUUAUAGAAAACUACCAUCUCUCCUCCGUACGCCUGAAUCGUCGUUGUACUCUCAGUUCCGUUUAAAACAGAACAGAGAACGGUACGUUACAUUUUUUCGCCGUUUCUACAACAAAAUCUAAUAAUUUUUCUUCGCGUGAUAACUUAUCAAAGAAGCAAAACGAGCAAUGUCCUUCGAAUCGACCAUGCCAUUAUUAUUUUUUUUAACGUUGAUCGGUGGAAUCAUGGCGCAAUGUUUGACGGGAGAAGACAAUCCCGUUAUGAUGAAUCCACGUUCGAAAACGAUGCUCGACGAAGGUCGUUACGAAUUUGCUAUAGAUGCUUUAAAGAAGACCGCUGAAAUACAAACCAGCGACAACAUAUUCUUCAGCCCGGAUAGCAUUCACAGCGCCUUGACUUUAGCGUAUUUCGGGGCCCGUGGCAACACGGAGGCGUCCUUGAAAAAAGCUUUGCAUAUUCCAGACGAUUUAUCAAAGAUCGACGUGAUGAGAUACUACGCUUUCGAGAAAUCUAUUAAGCAAAAAAAAGAGGUAGGAAUGAUUCGGUUCAAGGAUAAUGGGUCAGCCAAUUACGAGUACAAGUCCGCCAACCGGCUUUGGGUAACGAAUGCGAGAAAGUUGCGCGAUUGCAUGCUCGAUUUGUUCAAUGAUCAAUUGGUGAAGGUCGAUUUUAAGAGCAAUCCAUUGGCCGUACGAAAGACUAUAAACGAUUGGGUCAGUAAUACCACGAAGGGUCAUAUUCGUGACUUAUUGCCAGAAGAUAGUAUCACGGAAGAUACGGAUCUCGUCUUGGCUAAUGCCGUUUACUUCAAGGGUCUCUGGCAAAGUCGUUUCGAUCCAGCAAAUUCGAAAAGAGAUAUCUUCUAUACACCUGGCUCCCAAAAUUCCGUAAUCACGUUCAUGCGCCAAAAAAAGACGUUCAAUCACGUCGUCUCGGAGGAGUUGGGUGCACACAUCCUUGAACUUCCAUAUAAAGGUCAAGAAAUCUCCAUGUUCGUCCUGCUACCACCUUUCGCAGCGGCCAGAUUUUUGAACGAUGGAGCGAAUCGGACCCAAGGAGACGGCGGUAUCAGGAACGUUCUCCAACGCAUCUCCACUGAGGCUGGUGCUACCGAAUUAAGAAUGCUUCUUGACGAUGGAAUGCCAUCGAGACAGGUCGAAGUAUCCUUACCACGAUUCGAAUUGGAAAGAGAGUUACCUCUGGUACCGCUUCUUCGUUCUUUCGGUGCUGGCGACUUGGUCAUACCCGGUGUGGCCGAUUUAGGAGAUUUCUUAGCCGACGGUGAAAAAUCACUUCAUUUGGGAGACGCUGUUCAUAGGGCUAAAAUCGAGGUCACCGAAGAGGGCACGACAGCGGCAGCAGCUACGGCGCUCUUUAGUUUCCGUUCGAGUAGGCCGUCCGAACCGGCUGUCUUUAAUGCUAAUCAUCCCUUUAUAUAUUUCAUCUAUGACAAACCAACGCAUAGUAUAUUAUUCUGCGGUAUUUAUCGCACACCCGGUGCACCGGCUUCAUCGGUACCUGCUUAAUAACGAUCUUACUGAGGAGAUAAACGUUCUUCAAAGUACGUGAUUCCUCAUUCUUUGUACUAGAUAGUUGGAGUGAUUGCGCGAAUGGCAUUAGUCGUCCGUGCUCGUAAAACAGCCGUGUUUACUUUUCAGCACGAUCCCUAGCAAGGAUUAAUAAGAAAGCCGAUAAAUGAGUAAAUGGAUUAAUGGAUGUACGAAUGAAUGAUAAUGCCUCGAAUACUUGAGUGCCUGUUUGAAUCAAUGAGUGGAUACGUGAUAUUAAAAAUUACAUAAUGUUUAUAAGUUUUGCUUUCAACCAAAGGUAAGCACAAAAACGAACAAAUUACAGAUUCAAUUUAUUACAUAGCUAUAUAUUUAAUUUGUAUUUUAUGAUACAAUGAUGACAAUUGGUUAACCAUGAAGGAAGAACCCAUGACUAAAAUAUAUACAAAAAGUUAUUUUGUAAAAUUAUACCUAGGUAGAAAGAGAUGCAUUCUGUGUUUUCAUCGGAUAUAUUUCUAUUUUAUAUAACUUAUACCGAUUACAGUUAUGUAAUAUUGCUAGCACAUCAUGCUUAGUUGGGCAAUUGACUAAAUUUGAAAGUGUGCCUGCAACAAUGCCACUGAUUUCUAUUAACAAUGUUCCGAACGAUCAAAUAAUACAUAUAUGUAACUUGUGUAUAUCUCUUUGCGACGAGAGAAACUAUAUUUAUUUUGUUUAUAAUAUCUAUAAUUCUUA